AUGUUUAUAAGAGUAUGUGGUGCAGAAUAUAAGCAUGAUUUAAUAUGGGGUACUUAUGAAUUUGUCGCAGAUGAAAAUUACUCACGAAAACGUGAAGAAAUUAUCCAUGGAAUUCAUUUAAUGAAUACUGGCAAUUAUAAAAGUGUAGUUCAGUGGUUUAAACAGGAUCAAAAAUAUAACAAUCGAAGUGCACCAAUCCUUUGGUGUCUAUUACCCCAUCGUGCAUCAUCAAGAGAUGGUCGUCUUCAUAUUAAUACUGCUCCGGUUCGUCUUCGUCGUGCUCAAAAUGAUGACCAUGGAAGACAUGAAUAUGGUCAUGUUGCUAUAGCAACAAUACUUUAUAUGAAAGAUUUAGCUUCAAUAUUUGACAAUGAUUGUGUUUUUUAUUUAUCUCAAGAUGAUAGGUGUAAAGUUCCAUUAGGUAUAUUUGCGGCUAAAAUUCAAGCAUCAAUGUUAAUGCAUAUGAAUUACCGAAUACGUUUACCAGGUCAUGUUUGGAUAGUUGUACCUCGACAUCAAUUAAUACCAAAUGUAUAUGCAGCAUAUUUUGAUCGUCUUGUUAGUUUAAAAGAAUUUGAAAAUGUAGCACGUGAUGGAACUGGACAAGUUAAACCAAUUGUUAUUAUUAUUAUUGAUGGUGGUCCCGAUGAAAAUCCAUGUUUUUCAAAAACACUUGUUGCAAGUGUUAAAAAAUUUAAGAAAUAUAGUUUAGAUGCACUUUUUAGUCUUAUACAUGAAUAA
This is a messenger RNA of Rotaria sp. Silwood1, 741 nucleotides long. The record is from the annotation of a GenBank genome assembly. Lineage: Eukaryota; Metazoa; Rotifera; Eurotatoria; Philodinida; Philodinidae.